ACGACUUUCCCCUCCGAUAUACCAGUGCCAACUGACGAUGGAGCUUGCAAUCACCUCCCAGGCAUGAAAAUGCCACCUCUCUCUCUCCCAGCCACAAAUGACACACGAAUAAAAGUCUCCUCCCUACAAGGUCUAGUGAUCGUCUUCUGCUACCCUCGCACCGGCGCACCCGGAGAAACAAUCCCAGACGAAUGGAACUCCAUCCCAGGAGCCCGAGGCUGCACUCCUCAGGCAUGUUCAUUCAGAGACGCACAGCGGGAGUUUAUGACGGCAGGCGUAAACAAGAUCUUUGGUUUGAGUACGCAAUCAACCUCCUACCAACAAGAAGCAAAGACAAGAUUGAACUUGCCCUACGAGUUGCUCAGUGAUGAGGACUUGGACUUUGUCGAGGCCCUGAGUCUGCCAACCAUCGAUUGGCAAGGCAAGAAACUGACAAAGAGAAUCACUCUUGCUAUCAUAGAUGGAAAGAUUGUCAAAGUGUGGUAUCCCGUGUUCCCGCCUGACCAGUCUGCACAGCAGGUUUUGGAUUGGCUGGCAGAAGAGAAACCCAGCGGGCAGAAGUUUACUGGCAAUCGUCGUUUAUCUGUUACCUAG
This is a messenger RNA of Aureobasidium namibiae CBS 147.97, 594 nucleotides long. Its product is annotated as thioredoxin-like protein. NCBI's taxonomy places the organism in Eukaryota, Fungi, Ascomycota, Dothideomycetes, Dothideales, Saccotheciaceae. Gene Ontology annotation, biological process: cell redox homeostasis; cellular response to oxidative stress. The transcript has a single exon. Gene Ontology annotation, cellular component: cytoplasm. The annotation marks the transcript as partial. The record is from RefSeq and is a predicted model, not a curated record. Gene Ontology annotation, molecular function: thioredoxin peroxidase activity.